AGUUAUAAUAAUAUGCCUUUCAAGUAUUAUGUUGAAGCGAUAUCGGGCGUGAAACAUGAUGAGGAACCGUACGCAGGACGUGAAGCUUCAAAGGCUAUGCAGUAUUUCCCAGAAUUGGAGACGCUGGAUAAUGUAAAACUGGGUAAUCGCGAACCGGAGGAUUUUAAUGAGCAUAGUCGG
Molecule: messenger RNA, 180 nt
Organism: Paraglomus occultum
Lineage: Eukaryota; Fungi; Glomeromycota; Glomeromycetes; Paraglomerales; Paraglomeraceae
Source: the annotation of a GenBank genome assembly